CUAGACUGUUAUUUCAAACAAUUCUCGACAUCAAAAAAGUGUGGAAAACUUGAACAAAAUUUAUAAAGUAAAUUCAAAAAUGUCAAAAACAUUGCAUGAGAGUCAAGAAGAGUGCAAACAAAAACUAGAGCAAGUGGUUAGAUUCAACAGAAAUCUGCAGAGAAACGAAGUCCUUACCUUGCACUACCUUGGACAGCCUUAUGUCGUGAUGUCACGCAGCCCGUUGCUGCGUCUCAAGUUGCCCGUGAGCACCUUUAAUUACCAGGAUGGCGACGAUUGUGGCAUUGCGUUGCAGUUGAUAUUUACCUGCCCGGUCAAUUAUCCGCUGCAAUUGCCAAAAGUCGAUCUAGUUGAGAAGCGGAAUGUCAGCAACGAGUUGGAGCUGAGUCUGCGCAUGGAAAUUGCUUCGACGCUGGAGAGGCAUUUGGGGCUUUAUAUGAUUGUGGCAGUUGUCACUCAGCUGCAAAUGCUGCUCAACAAUAUGGCCAGGCGAUUGCCGAUGUCUUCCAGAGGCUACUGACAUGUGGUGACGAGCUGAAGCUGACGCUAGAGGGGGAAAUGCUGUGUGUGGAGUGUGGAGUGGAGCUCUUAAAUGUUGAGUGUAUUUCGCUGUCCCAACUGUGCGAUUGCAGUAGUAGUAGUAGUUGUUGCCAGUCAUCACCAUGCUGAGGUGUAUGUCCUUGUUGUCUGGACGCGUACGAACGUGCACAAACAUGUUUGCUGUGCCCGUUGCCCGCUGCCCUUACGCAGAAUACGUGACUUCUGGCAUUGACAUCAUUGGCGGGCGACCUGAAGUGUGCAACACUUGGCCAAACGUUAACACGUGCCACAGCAGAUGAACGCAACGCGCCACGACGACAGCUCAUUAAUUGGCGACUGUGGCACUUUCAGUCCAGUUUCAGCUUCCACCCCGUCCAAAUUCGGUCCGGGCCGGGCCGGGCAUUGCAUUAACUUAUCUUUUAUGCGCAUGCCAAAGCAUUUGCCAUAGUUAUCCUAUCUUAAAAGUGACACUACGACUCUGCUCAGUUAGCAUAUCCACAUAUACUUUACAUAUACUUUUUAGCUUCUAGCUUCAGUGCUACAUUUCCUUCCGACGCCGCCGCCUCAGCGCACUACAAAUUGGUUGUAAAAAAAGGAGCAAGCAAAGGAAUAUGUGUGGCAAAGACUGGCACUGAGCGCAGCAGUCGCUUCCUUGGGCGCAUCCUGUUUAUCCUCAAAGAUGCAGCAACGUCAAGUCCUUUGCUCUCAUGCCGGAUGUCUCUGGACUUUUGGGGCCAAAUUGCUAAAAACGAACACGAUUGCAUGCCAAGCCAAAAGUCUUUUUUUCUUUUCUAUGUUACACAUAAGGAAAGUCUAAAGUGCUUAACGUGAUGAGCAAUGCAUCUAAAAACUUGUACUAAGUCAAUCGAAGAUGCAGUUGUACUUAAGGGAAUAACUAUUGAAAUUGAUCUUUGGAUGUGUAUUGCUGGAAAUUUUUAAUAAAUAGUUCUUAAUGCUACAUGUUAGUGUUAAUGCACAA
Drosophila albomicans is the source of this 1519-nucleotide messenger RNA. RefSeq lists its product as uncharacterized. Lineage: Eukaryota; Metazoa; Arthropoda; Insecta; Diptera; Drosophilidae. Gene Ontology annotation, molecular function: protein binding. The transcript is spliced from 2 exons. The record is from RefSeq and is a predicted model, not a curated record. Bases 80 to 520 code for a protein of 146 amino acids.